ACUCAACGGCGUGAUUCGGUGAUUUGGUGAAAGACGUGAAACAUGGCGCUCACCGAAGUUUGUGGUGUUAAUAAUACAAUUAAUUUUAAUAAAACACGAGAAAAUGACGAUGUGGAGAGUGAAUUCAACGUUGGGAAUUUUAUGAACGGUUAUCAACUGUCCUUGCCUCCUUAUGCAAACCCUGCAGAGAAACUUGCAGAAUUUAAUAACGAUACCAAUACUUUGGGAAAGGGGAUUAAAAUAAAAUUCAAUCAUGGAACAACAACUUUGGGUUUUAUUUACAAAAAUGGAAUUAUUCUCGCUGUCGACUCGCGAGCCACUGGUGGCAAUUUUAUUGGAUCGCAAUGCGUAAAGAAAGUCGUCGAAAUCAACGAUUAUUUACUGGGAACAAUUGCCGGGGGUGCUGCAGAUUGCGUUUAUUGGGAUCGUGUCUUAGCGAAACAAUGUCGCUUAUAUGAAUUGAGAAACAGAGAACGUAUUUCUAUUGCUGCCGCUAGUAAACUUAUGACAAACAUGGUCUAUAACUACAAGGGAAUGGGUCUCAGCAUCGGAAUGAUGAUUGCUGGUUGGGAUAAGCGUGGACCUUCACUUUACUAUGUUGAUUCGGAGGGAACAAGAACAACAGGACAAGUAUUCAGUGUUGGUUCCGGUUCAUUGUUUGCUUAUGGAGUUUUAGAUUCACUUUACGAUUGGAAUUUAGAAGAUGAAGCAGCCUAUGAUCUUGGUCGGCGUUCAAUUUAUCACGCGACCCAUAGGGACGCUGCAUCCGGUGGAAUUGUUCGAGUUUAUCACAUGAAACCAACUGGAUGGGUUCAUAUUUCUAACGAUGACUGCAAGGAUCUUCAUUACAUGUACGCGGAUGAGAAAUUACAAGCUCAGGGACCAUCAUAAUUUAAAAUUUCUUUUUUUUAAUAUGUCACAGGUGAUAAGCUCUUUUUGUUUAAUAAAACUAUUUCUAAUUUGAUUCAAGUAAAAA
Leptopilina heterotoma is the source of this 976-nucleotide messenger RNA. It is a transcript of the gene Prosbeta5, whose product is annotated as proteasome subunit beta type-5. The coding region runs from base 43 to 891 and encodes 282 amino acids. Gene Ontology annotation, cellular component: proteasome core complex. The transcript is spliced from 5 exons. Lineage: Eukaryota; Metazoa; Arthropoda; Insecta; Hymenoptera; Figitidae. The record is from RefSeq and is a predicted model, not a curated record. Gene Ontology annotation, molecular function: threonine-type endopeptidase activity.